Messenger RNA from Eufriesea mexicana, 2205 nucleotides. Its product is annotated as acetylcholine receptor subunit alpha-like. Gene Ontology annotation, biological process: monoatomic ion transmembrane transport. Gene Ontology annotation, molecular function: transmembrane signaling receptor activity; acetylcholine-gated monoatomic cation-selective channel activity. The record is from RefSeq and is a predicted model, not a curated record. Gene Ontology annotation, cellular component: postsynaptic membrane. NCBI's taxonomy places the organism in Eukaryota, Metazoa, Arthropoda, Insecta, Hymenoptera, Apidae.
UCGGAUCGUGUUCAAGCCUCCUGUACUUAGCAUUCUUCGUAGUCGCGUAUGAUAUUUCGAGCUGUCGACCUGUCGAGAGGGAUUCUCGAUCACGGUGGAAUCAAAGGUUAUAACCUGUCAUCGUCGCCAUCGUCAUCGGCGUCGCCGACGUCGUCGUCGUCAGUCUCGAUCAGCUGCUUCGCGGGUAGCCGUCCAAUAGCGGUGCUUCCAGGCGUUCACACGUCGACAGAGCCUACGUGCUAGAACUGAAGGGUCCGGAGAGCACGAAGGCGAGAAGAAAUGAGUUGGACGUGACACAAUGACAUGAUGAAGAGCCUGGUGGGGAUCAUGUGGAUAGUGUUGGUGCUCAUAUCAGGAUGUUCAGGAAAUCCAGAUGCGAAGCGACUGUACGACGACCUCCUGUCGAAUUACAACAAGCUGGUUCGUCCAGUGGUCAACGUCACAGACGCCCUCACCGUUAAAAUCAAGCUCAAACUCUCGCAGCUGAUCGAUGUAAAUCUCAAAAAUCAAAUCAUGACGACCAACCUAUGGGUGGAGCAGUCAUGGUACGAUUACAAGUUAAAAUGGGAUCCAAAGGAAUAUGGUGGGGUGGAGAUGCUGCACGUGCCAUCCGAUCAUAUAUGGAGGCCCGAUAUAGUUUUGUACAACAAUGCCGACGGUAAUUUCGAGGUGACGCUGGCAACGAAGGCGACGCUGAAUUACACAGGGAGGGUCGAAUGGAAGCCACCGGCCAUAUACAAGUCUUCCUGCGAGAUCGACGUAGAAUAUUUCCCGUUCGACGAGCAGACAUGUGUCAUGAAGUUCGGCUCGUGGACUUACGAUGGCUUCCAGGUCGAUCUUCGACACAUCGACGAGAUCCAUGGCAGCAACGUCGUCGAAAUCGGCGUCGAUCUGACGGAGUUUUACACUUCCGUCGAGUGGGACAUCCUCGAAGUCCCAGCCGUGAGAAAUGAAAAAUUUUACACGUGCUGCGACGAGCCCUACCUCGACAUCACGUUCAACAUCACCAUGAGACGGAAGACUCUAUUUUACACCGUCAACCUUAUAAUACCGUGCAUGGGCAUCUCGUUUCUCACGGUGUUGGUCUUCUAUCUGCCAAGCGACAGUGGCGAGAAGAUCAGCCUAUCAAUUUCGAUUUUACUGUCGCUGACUGUGUUCUUCCUCCUGCUGGCCGAAAUUAUCCCGCCCACAUCGCUCGUGGUACCGCUUCUCGGUAAAUUCGUCCUUUUCACCAUGGUCCUAGACACCGUCAGUAUAUGCGCAACCGUGUUAGUCCUCAAUGUUCACUUCCGGUCGCCACAGACGCACGUGAUGGCACCGUGGGUCCGUCGUGUUUUUAUCCAUGUUCUGCCAAGACUACUGGUGAUGCGCAGGCCGCAGUACCAAAUAGACAAACGUAGCAUGGGUGGCCAUCACAGUCAACGAAUGAUGGUUAGAACGUGCAAUGGUCUCGAAUUACGAGAUCCUUCUCUCUUUGUAGAGACUUCGGCUUCGGAGUUGGUCGAAUCCUCCGUUCUGUUCCCGAGUCUCGAUUCGCGGGACGAAUUACACCCUCGGGAAUUGGAAGCUGUGAAUUUAGGAAGUGCGUGUCGCAUUCACGGUUCACCAGCGGCCACGGCUGCUCCUCCACCGCAACUGCUGACCGAGGAGAGCGUGGACGCUCUCUGUAACACUCUUCAUCAUUGGCAUCACUGCCCAGAACUGUAUAAGGCUAUCGAAGGCAUUCGUUUUAUUGCUGAUCACACAAAGAGAGAAGAGGACUCUACCAGAGUCAAAGAAGAUUGGAAGUACGUCGCGAUGGUGCUUGACAGGUUAUUCCUGUGGAUUUUUACACUAGCCGUGCUUGUCGGUACAAUCCUGCAGGCGCCAACACUGUACGACGAUCGCAUUCCCAUUGACGUGCAACUAUCUAAGAUUGCUUCCACCACUGCCAAGCCACACAUCGUCACGAGUCUCUGAGAGACAAUUGUUCAAUUUCGUUACUUUCACGUACGACGCAUGCUCACAUACACACACAUGCGUUUACACAUCCACAUACAUAUACAUUGUCUUACGAAACAACGUAAGAACAAAUAUGAAAUGCGUUCACGUUGACCAGGGACUCUUUUUGAAAAUGGUACUUAUAGGUUGUACAGAAAAUCUGUUAAUAUUAAUUGACACCGAUAACCUCCGAUCACCAUUUUGUUAAAUUUGAAUGACCUAACA